AUGGUGUCUUUCUUUGGUCUCGGGAGGAAAAAGAAAUCCUCCCAAGACAACACAAACGGGAAUGCCCUCCCCAAGACGACGGCAAUGGUGGCCGCCGCCGCCGCGGUGCACGUGGCCUCGGCCCCGGCACCGUGGAUGCUCCCAACGAGCGAUGACAAGAAGAACAACAUGAGCAGCAGCAGCAGUAGUUUCCACGACAUACCGCGGCCGCCGGUCCUCGGCCCGCGCCCGGGGACGUCGGCGUCGAUGCGCGCCAACACGUCACCGCUCCUGCCGACGUAUGGCGGCAACGCGCACGAGUUCCCGCCCCGCAGUGAUAGCAGGAACCGGCCCCGGGCAGACAGCCACGCGCUGCCGCGGCCCGACAUGUUUGGCAUGCGGCUGGGCAACGGCAGCACGACGAGCCUGAAGCGGCCGCCGCCGCUCGGCGGCGAUGGGCUCCCCGCCAGGCCCGGCACGUCGCACGGCGAGGACAGGAGCAGACAGUGGGUAAACCCUCUGGAUGUGCACUACGGGCGCAACGCCACCGUGCCGGCCGCGGCAAAGUCGCCCAAGAUCCUGGUCGAGAGCGGUGGUCGGCCGGCCGGAGCCGAGGAGGCCGAUGAAAACAAGCCCGUGGUCAUCACGCAGGUCAACAGCUCGAGCCCGCCGCUGUUGUCGCCACUCGAGGGCUUCGCCGGCCCGCCGCCCACCACGGCGCUCCCGUCGCCGCCCAGGUCGACCAAGGGGAGCAGGGAUGAUGGGCUGAGGCCUGUUCGGCCACCGGGAGGAGGGUUGCCGUCGCCGGCGAUGUCGACCGAUGAGGGGACGGGGUUGAGCCGGAGCGGGAGUGGGCACGACAAGACCACGGAUGUGGCAGGUUUGGUGGGCGGCAGUGCUGGCGCCGGCGCCGGCGCCGUUGUGAGCAUGCCCAAGCCCAUCGGGGUUGUGAUACAGUCGGUGGGUGCCAAGAGAGACACCCUCACGAUCAGCGGGUCGAGGCAGCAGAGCUUGAGCAUGACGAUCGAGGCGUUUGAAAAGUCGCUGUUGACGGCACAGCAGGAGAGCGAGCUGAGGGCGAGAACCGCCGCCAUUCCGGGGAGGACGACGCCACAAAUACGGGGCGAUGGCAACGGCGACGGAGACAGGAGCAGGAGUUCCAGCAGGGCAGGAAUGGCACCGCAAGGACUGGGCAUUUCGAACACGUCUCAAAUGGGACCAGGUCCGCCCUUGCGGCCCCAGGAAAGGAGACCAUCGCCAGCCUUUGCCAAGGACAUUGGUUCUCGGUCCCAAAGUCCCCUGGGCAUGCGUGGGCCACCACCUACGGGGCCGCUGCCAUCGCCAAACAUUAGGGGCGGAGAACAGCGUCCAAACCCUCCAUUCGCAGGCCGCCCAAGGCCGCAAAGUCCCAUGGGGAGGGGGCCUAGAUCAGAGAGUCCCAUGCGACUACCGCCUCCGCAGAACAGAGCGCCGAGGACGCAGAGCCCAAUGGGACGAGGUCCAUUGCCGUCACCGCUAGCACCACCGCAACAACAGGCACAGCAAACACCAAUGCGCAGUCCGGCACGAACGCCUGGAGCCAGGCGACCAACUUUGACCUCGGCAGGCGUGCCCGCACCUGGCGCUCCAGGCAGCCCCGUCACCGAGAAGCAGAUGCCGCCGUUCACCCGAGAACCCGGCAGCGCAUACAGCACACAGCACUCGCCGCAGUUCGACCUCGAGAUCCACCGGCCGCUGCCGAGCCUGAGCAGCCCCACGCUCGACUUUGCCAACGGCCCCGGUCCCGUCGUCACCACGGCCCCGCCGAGCCCUAUCGUGCGAACCGCACCCGUCUUGGGCGCAUCCACUGCCCCAUCCAGCCCCGUGAUCCGCGGACCCAUCGGGCCACUGCCGCGGAGGCCAGGCGCCGACGAGUACGGCGUCCCUCUACCGCGCUCCAACUCGGACCGCGACGUGCUGCGCGGCCCGCCGAAAGCAGCCGUCGGAGCCCACCGCGGCAACGACUCCCCGCUGACGUCCCCGCUGCGCUCGCCGGCCAAGAUCGACGCGCGCGCACGGGAUAACAACAACACGCCCCAGCCGCUUGUGCUGUCUCCCAACAGCCCGCAGCCCCCGCCGCUUCAGCUCUCCCCGGCGUCGGGUCCGCCGCCAUCAUCCUCCAAACACCAGCAGCAACACUCGCUCGAGCUCAGCUGGAGCUUCUCCAAGGAAGGGGCUGACGCCACCAAGCCGAGCAACAAGUUUGCCGCGCCGCUUCCCAGCCCGCUGUUUGCGAGCCGGGACUUCGGCGGGCCCCUCAGCGCUGCCGUCGGCGGUAGCAUGAGCAGCAGCUUCAGCAACCACAAUCAGGUCAACCGCAGCAACAGCAGCGGCAACAGCAAUGUGAACACCUACAGGAACAAGAACCUCCAAGUCCCAUCCCGCGGCCCGAGCCCGGCCCCGAGCCCCAAGUUCCCCUUCAACGACGGCAAGGACCACGACAUUGAAGAGGACGGCAUCAGCGCGCCCCCGACGCCCGACUCAACCAACUGGCCGCUCCCUUCAUCGUCCCCGAACCUCAGCCACCUUCAACCGCCGCCGCCGUCAACCUCCCGGUCGCGCAGCGCCAGCGCGGCCAGCCACUGGAUCGGCGGCGACAGCAUCAGCAUUAGCAAGACGACCAACAACAGCGGCCUCGGCAACACCACCACCAUCACUACCAACAACAAUAACAAUAACAACAACAUUCCCGGCAGCCCAUUCAGGAAGCACACAGCCGAGGACAGCCAGAGCAGCAACUGGUCGCGCGACAGCCCAUCGCGGCCGCCGCGGGCAAAGGUUCCUCCUCCGCUGAACCUUUUCAGCGCGCAGCAGUACGCCGAGGUCAUAGGGUCCAGCGGGCCGUACACGCCCAGCCCGACGAGGAGCAUGACGACGCCGAUCGCGGCGUGUGACGUCGCGGCGGUCAUGGCAGGCGACGGCAAGGGCCUCGCGGCUCAUCACUACCAACAGCAGCAACAUUAUCAACAUCACCCGGGGGCCAUUGGGAUGGCGAGGGGGUUGAGUCUCGUCCACGAGCAGCAGCAUCUGUGGGGGGAGCAUCGCCAGCCCCCACAGCAGCAACAGCAGGGCCCUUCGCCAAGGAGGCCCGAUCAUGGGCUAGUGGCGCCAACUGGAAUUGCGGAUCGGUUUGGGACUGGAUUUAUCUAG
This is a messenger RNA of Pyricularia pennisetigena, 3168 nucleotides long. RefSeq lists its product as uncharacterized. The transcript is spliced from 2 exons. The coding region runs from base 1 to 3168 and encodes 1055 amino acids. The record is from RefSeq and is a predicted model, not a curated record. Lineage: Eukaryota; Fungi; Ascomycota; Sordariomycetes; Magnaporthales; Pyriculariaceae.